This is a messenger RNA of Panonychus citri (citrus red mite), 1925 nucleotides long. It is a transcript of the gene Mettl14, whose product is annotated as N6-adenosine-methyltransferase non-catalytic subunit-like. The transcript is spliced from 4 exons. The coding region runs from base 417 to 1700 and encodes 427 amino acids. Gene Ontology annotation, molecular function: mRNA binding. The record is from RefSeq and is a predicted model, not a curated record. NCBI's taxonomy places the organism in Eukaryota, Metazoa, Arthropoda, Arachnida, Trombidiformes, Tetranychidae. Gene Ontology annotation, cellular component: RNA N6-methyladenosine methyltransferase complex; nucleus.
UGGUUUUAAUUAUCAUUUUGUUUUCUAUUCCAUUUUCAUCUUAAACAAUUAAGUUAAUUAACUCCCAUUCAGUUUAUAUUUGAUUCUAUUCAAUCACCAGUUCUUUUAAAUUCACUCAUUUGGAAUCAGUAAUUUGUGUUUACAUCAAUUCUUCAUAAUUCAAUAUUGAAAAUUUUUUUCUUCUAUUCUGAUUAAUUGUGGUCAGAAUUUGAUCUAAAUUUUUAGUGAAAUUGGUCAUUGAUUGAUCUUUAAUUAUGUUUAUCAAAGGUUAGUAUUUUCGUCCACUUGAUUGUAUGAUAAUUAUUCAAUUUAUUGCUCAUAUGUUAUAUUGUGAAUGGAUUUCCAGUCAAUAGAUUUAUUGUUAAAUUGUGAUUGUGAUUAAGUGAGAAGUGUCAAAUCUUCACCUAAUUGUUAAAAUGGUCCAAGAAACUGAUGUAAAGGAUUGUCUAGAUGAUGGUAACAAAAAUGAUCCACAGAUUAAAUCUUUAAAGAACAAGAUGAAAAAACAAUCUAAAUUAAGACGAAAUCUUCUUUGUAAAAUUUUCCGUUGUGAUCCAUCACAAUUACGAUCUCUUCUUGGUACUGACAAUGAUCGUGAUCCCAGUGAUUGUUUCAAUAAAAACGAGAACGGUAACUCAUCAGAAAAUGGAUCUUCUCGGGAACUCGCACCGAUUUAUACAGAUUCAAGCAUCUUCUCAAAGGGUACUCAAAGUGCUAAUCCACACAAUGAUUAUUGUCAACAUUUUGUGGACACUGGUCAAAGGCCUCAAAAUUAUAUUCGAGAUGUUGGUCUUGCUGAGCGUUUUGAUGAAUAUCCCAAAUUGAAAGAUUUAAUUCGCAAGAAAGAUGAGCGAAUCCGUGAAACGAACACCAAACCAAUGUACCUUAAAUGUGAUCUGCGAGAGUUACCUUUAAAAGAAUUAAAGUGUAAAUUUGAUGUUAUACUAAUCGAACCUCCUUUAGAAGAGUAUCAACGAACCCGAGGUGCCACUAAUAUCGACUUUUGGAAUUGGGAAGAGAUUGAGAAAUUAUGUAUUGAAGAUGUUGCCGCUCAAAGGAGUUUCGUUUUUCUCUGGUGUGGAUCAAGUGAAGGCCUUGAUUUGGGACGACAUUGCCUACGGAAAUGGGGCUUCCGGAGGUGUGAAGAUAUUUGCUGGAUUAAAACGAACAUUAAAAAUCCCGGAUUUUCUAAAAAUCUAGAACCAAAUGCAAUCUGCCAAAGAACAAAAGAACAUUGUCUAAUGGGAAUCAAAGGGACAGUUCGACGAAGUACCGAUGGAGAUUUUAUUCAUGCCAAUGUCGAUAUUGAUUUGAUAAUAAGCGAAGAACCAGAAUAUGGUUCCAUCGAGAAACCUGAGGAAAUUUUCCACAUAAUUGAACAUUUUUGCCUUGGUCGAAGAAGAUUACACGUUUUCGGCCGUGACACUACAAUUAGACCUGGUUGGUUCACCGUAGGUCCCGGAUUGACAAAUAGUAACUUUAAUGGUGAAAAAUAUUUAAAAAAUUUCGAAGCCCCUAAUAGUCAUUUAACUGGAUCAACUGAUAAAAUUGAAAGCCUUCGACCUAAGUCACCAGUACCCAAGAAUAAGAAUCAAUCGACAAUUGGAAAUAGACCAAAUCAACAGAAUCGAAAUCAUCAACAAUCAAUGGCAAGAGGUGGUAAUAAUAAUACCAGAAUCUCAACGAUAAUCCGAAGAUGAUCAAAUAUCAAAGUGGCAAAAUUUAACACAAACUCUAAAUGUUAAUUAAUAUUUUUUUUCUCUCCAUCAACUUUUAAUCAACUCGAUCACAAUCAACAAUUUCAUUUGUAUAAAUCACAAACCUAAAUCGACUUGUAUCUUGUGUAUCAAUGUAAUGGAAACCCAAUCGUUUCCUUAAUUAUAUUAAUUCCAAAGGCCAAAAAUAUUAAUCAACAUCUAAUAUUA